AUGGCGGCGGACCGCAUGAACAUCAACCGGUCCUGGGACCACAUCCAGGCCAAGUACGUGGGCACGGGCCACAGCGACAUGACCAAGUUCGAGUGGGCGAGCAACCAGCACCGCGACUCCAUCGCGAGCCACCUCGGCCACGGCGACAUCAUGACGUAUUUCGCGGUCGCGCAGGGCGACUCCAUCGGCCGCACGCGCUACGCGCUGCUCGAGAAGAUGCUCCAGCCCUGCGGCCCGCCGCCCGAAUAG
Aureococcus anophagefferens is the source of this 249-nucleotide messenger RNA. RefSeq lists its product as hypothetical. Gene Ontology annotation, biological process: mRNA splicing, via spliceosome. Lineage: Eukaryota; Pelagophyceae; Pelagomonadales; Pelagomonadaceae. Gene Ontology annotation, cellular component: precatalytic spliceosome; U2 snRNP. The coding region runs from base 1 to 249 and encodes 82 amino acids. The record is from RefSeq and is a predicted model, not a curated record. The transcript has a single exon.